CGCGCGCCCCGCGGCGCGGGAGCGGAGCGCGAUGGGCCCCGGGUGGCGGGCGCCGUCGGCGGCGCUGGUGGGCGGCAGCGUGGCGCUGUUCGGGGGGCUGCGCAGGGCCGCCCUGGCCCUGCCCCGGCCCGCAGCCGUGCGGAGCCGCCCCGGCAGGGUCUGGCGCUGGGGGAACCUCCUCGUCUCCUUCGCGCACUCCGUGCUGGCCGGGCUCUGGGCCCUGUUUAGCCUCUGGCAGUCCCCGGAGCUGCUCUCCGACAUCCAGGACGGCUACAGCGUCUCAGGGCACCUGCUCGUCUGCUUCUCCUCAGGCUACUUCAUCCACGACAGCCUCGACAUCAUCUUCAACCACCAGUCCCGCUCGUCCUGGGAGUACCUGGUGCACCACGCCAUGGCCAUCUCUGCCUUCAUCUCGCUCAUCAUCACGGGCCGCUUCCUGGUGGCGGCGAUGCUGCUGCUGCUGGUGGAGGUGAGCAACAUCUUCCUCACCGCCCGCAUGCUGCUCAAGAUGAGCAACGUGCCUUCGCCGGCGCUCUACCAGGCCAACAAGUACGUCAACCUGGUGAUGUACUUCGCCUUCCGCCUGGCGCCCCAGGCCUACCUCACCUGGUACUUCCUACGCCACGUGGAGGUGCAGGGCCAGGGCGCCUUCCUGACGGCCAACCUGCUGCUGCUCGACGCCAUGAUCCUCAUGUACUUCUCCCGCCUCCUGCGCUCCGACUUCUGCCCUUCCCUGCGCAAGGGGAGGGACGUGGACGGGGAGAAGUUCCUCAUAGACUGAGAACCCCGGGCUCUCUCCGUACCUGCUCUUGAUGUGCCUUAGGGCUCGCUCCCCCGGCCACGGGCCCUGCGUUCACCCGCUCUGCUGCCUGCAAGCCGCUGCUACCCUGCUGGACCAGCCCGACAGCCUCGCCGAGCCGUGGGGAUGCCGCCGAAGCCGGGGGCACAGCCUGGGGAGGAGCAGCCCGAGCUGGCUUCGGCGCCAGCGCGGCCAGGGGCGGCUGCGUGGCGCAGCCGAUGGCCUGAGAGAGGGCUGGGAGGGAAGGGCCGCGGCCCUCCCGCCGUGGUGCUGGGUGCUCUGUGCAUUAAAUCGGUCUGUUCACUGCU
Messenger RNA from Cygnus atratus (black swan), 1107 nucleotides. It is a transcript of the gene TLCD1, whose product is annotated as TLC domain containing 1. Lineage: Eukaryota; Metazoa; Chordata; Aves; Anseriformes; Anatidae. Gene Ontology annotation, cellular component: plasma membrane. Gene Ontology annotation, biological process: regulation of membrane lipid distribution; plasma membrane organization; phospholipid homeostasis. The transcript is spliced from 4 exons. The record is from RefSeq and is a predicted model, not a curated record. The coding region runs from base 32 to 781 and encodes 249 amino acids.